This is a messenger RNA of Bombyx mandarina (wild silkworm), 1095 nucleotides long. RefSeq lists its product as uncharacterized. The record is from RefSeq and is a predicted model, not a curated record. Lineage: Eukaryota; Metazoa; Arthropoda; Insecta; Lepidoptera; Bombycidae.
GUGCUGUAAUCUUCGAUUUCAGGUGUAAUAAAAUUCGAAGUUAUCAAGACAAAUAGAGGUCACAGUCUUCUAAUGAUCAACAGUUAUACGUUCAACCAGCCUUCCAAAACUGCCAACACCUGGACCUGCUCGAGCAGGACGUCGGUGCAGGCUUGCAAAGCGAGAGUCAUAAAGGACGCUGAAAUCAAGUAUGAAAUAAUAAAAACGAAUAGAGGCGUCCAUCUUCUAAUGAUAGACAGUUACACGUUCAACAAAACCUCAAGAAUGGCCAACACUUGGACUUGCUCAAGUCGAAUGUCGCAGUGCUGUAAAGCUAAACUCAUUAUUCACGGGGACACUAUAAAGUCAUGUUUCUUAGGCCACAACCACCCUCCUCCGCAUUAUAUGAAAACGGCUAAUGGCGUUUAUAUCAAAGUAGUGUGAGAUAAACGCCAAAAACACAAUGGCCAAUUUCUAAGGCCCGAGCCAAUAUGUUCUAUUUAUACAAUAAAAAUCGUAUCAAUCGUUUUUAAUAUACAAGAUUAUUAUAUUUUAUUAAAUGUUAUAAAAUAGCGGGUAAUGCACAGGAGAAAACGGGUCAUCAAUCAGUCUAAAAUUCAGGAGUACCUUUGGAUUAACAAAACAUUAUUAUAGAAGCUUCUACAAUUCUGUACAAAUUAAUGAAUAUACAUCUGUUUAUUAAUUGACUUAAGAUUGAACGUUAUUUAAUAGCAUUAAGAGCCUUUUAUUAGCUUGCUGUUUGAUUGUAUGAUUGAUUGAUGUUUGUAUGUAACGAAAUAUUUCAAUUCAUUUACUCUGACUUUAAGACGUCCGAUGAACUUUAAAAUUUAUUAUCGCAUUAACGACAGAUGAUCACAAAUACAAUAAUUUUAUAACAUCUCUCUAAUAUAUUAUAGCGUGAUCAGUAUCAGUAGGGUAAAAAACUCCAUUUAUUAUUGAUGAAGCAUCUUCAAUAUGUUUGUGGAUGGAUGGUCACUGGAAAUCAAAUUAAACUACAAUGAUACAGCCAUAGAAAUAUGACUUGUUAAUUAAUGGAUAAAGAUUAAAAAUUGUCAAGCGAGCUUAUGAAGCGUUUUUAAUAUUUUUCAAAGAUAU